Schistocerca americana (American grasshopper) is the source of this 2354-nucleotide messenger RNA. Its product is annotated as hexosaminidase D-like. Gene Ontology annotation, molecular function: hexosaminidase activity. The coding region runs from base 199 to 2109 and encodes 636 amino acids. Gene Ontology annotation, biological process: carbohydrate metabolic process. Lineage: Eukaryota; Metazoa; Arthropoda; Insecta; Orthoptera; Acrididae. The record is from RefSeq and is a predicted model, not a curated record. The transcript has 8 exons.
UUUUCGUCUGCUGAUAACAGUUGUAAGCUAAGUGGUUGUUUGGCAGUAGAUCCUAAAGAAAACAUGUCAUAAUUCUUUUGGGACUGUUAUUAUCCGUGUGUAAAUGUUUUUUUUUGCUAUGUUAAGUCACCGAAUUACUAAAUGAGAGGGCGAGUGUUCUUACAGGCGAGUGGGAGGUUGAGGUAGUUGACCGUGGAAAUGCUUAGACUAAAGGGUAAGACUCAACUUAUGGUCGCAACGUUGCUUAUGUUAGUUACCUUACUGAUUUUAUAUAAAAUAUCAUUGGCGGACACUCUGCAUGAUUCUCAGAGACUGAAAGAUGACGAAGGAUACAGCUUACAUUAUAUAAAUGAACCCAUACAGCAAAAUGAUGCUUCGGCUUUGGUACAGAAGGUAGAGGACGUUAGACGCAGGGCUAACGACCUGUAUCAUUUUAAUGGUAUUCACAAAAAUAUGAUUGAUGAAGAUAAGAUUGGAAGGAGAAUGAUGGCUCCAGGAGCUGAUGAUUAUCUCUCUGAGAAAAGUGAUUCAAGAAAUGUACGUAAGUCAAACAAAAAGCUUUUCCCUGGAUACCGUUAUAUUCAUUUAGAUUUAAAAGGUGCACCGCCAAAAGUUACCUAUUUUAGUGAAUUAUUUAAAAUCUUACGUGAUUUGGGAGCGACUGGUCUUCUGAUAGAGUAUGAAGACAUGUUUCCAUACAGUGGGCAUCUGUUGAAAGACGUCGCAGCAUACAAUGCAUAUACAAAAUCAGAUGUGCAGAAGAUAUUAGAGAUAGCAAAAGAAAACGAACUGAAAGUAAUACCAUUAAUUCAAACUUUUGGACAUAUGGAAUUCAUCCUAAAACUUGAGAAAUUUUCAUAUUUACGGGAAGUUCAGAGAUAUCCACAGGUAAUCUGUUCUUGUCACAAUGAUACAUUUCCCUUGCUGACAUCGAUGAUUGAUGAAAUCUUAGCGCUGCACCCUGAUGCAGAGUAUCUUCAUAUUGGUUGUGAUGAAGUCUACUAUCUUGGAGAAUGUAACAGCUGCAGCACCAGUAUGAUGCAGCACGUUCCAACAAAGUCAGAGCUGUUCUUGAAUCAUGUCAUUCGCCUAGCAAAGGAUCCACAGACGCAUGAAACAACAACCACAACUACUACUACUACUUCUACUACUGUAUCCCCUUACCUUCGUAAAUAUGUGAAGACUCGGUAUCCAAGCGUGACUCCUUUGACGUGGGAUGAUGAAUUUCGCUCUCUAAGAGAGGAAGAUCUUAGAAGGGCAGGUGUUGGUCGGUGGUUAGAGCCUGUCAUUUGGAAAUAUACACCAGAUAUAAAUGCCGCUUUACCACCAGAGUUGUGGGACAAAUACAGUGCAAUAUUCCCUGCUGUGUGGAUAGCAAGUGCCUUCAAAGGAGCUACUGGUCCUGAUAAACUGCUCACAGACAUUAGUUACCAUUUGGAUAACCAUCGUGCCUGGAUUGAUAUAUUUACAACAUAUUCUUCACAACUCAAAUUUCGUGGCUUGAUGAUAACGGGAUGGCAACGAUAUGAUCAUUUUUCUGUGUUGUGUGAACUAUUGCCUGCUGGACUCCCAUCACUAGCAACCUGUUUGACAUACGUUACAUCAAAUGACAAAGAUAUGACAAGUCCGUCAUGGCAUGCAAUGGAGACUUUGCAUUGUGAGCCCCCACUGCCUAUGCAACCUGGUACUGGCAAGUCACGUUGCAGUUUCACUGGAUCUGGUGUUCUGGAUGUUGCAGAACGUGUAUUUGCUUUAAAACAAAAUCUGGAAAGAGUUGCCUCAGAUCCAACAGCUGUGGGAUGGUUAUCACCGUACAACAUUCAGAAAGGAUUUUCAAGCCCCUCACAUGUGGAACAUGCAACAGCAGAGGUGGACCGAAUGUUGGCAGAAUUAAAAUAUAUAUCUCGUGAUGCUCAAAAAGCACUUUCUGAGAUUUAUGAUGAACAUACUGUUUCUGAGUGGCUGGAUACAUACAUUAACCCUUUGCAGCAAAGACUGGUGGCAAUGUCUUCAGCCCGUGAACGCCUACUGGAUAUGUCUCACUGGCCACGUCGUCCACUUGACGUUCGCCAUUCUUCAUCACUCUCACAAAGAAGCAACUAUUUGUGAUGUAGGUGAUACAGUUUACCAGCAUGGUAAAGUGAUGAUAUUUUGAAGACUGAUUUAUUGUACAAAGGUGACAGUGUACUGUAAGAUAAGUAUAGCUUCAUAAGAUACCAGAGCCUGAAAAUGUAUUGACAUUCGACAAUGUAUUACGCAAAUUUUCCGCAAGAGUUGUUGUUAACAUCUUUGGUUUACACUUCAGUAAUUGGAAAGAAUAAAGGAACUCCUUGGAAGGAAAAUUAAAAAAAUAA